GGCACAAUCUUAAAGGGUGGAUGUAACAACAUAACAGGGUUGAACAGAAGUACAGAGACAAAGCCAUAAUAUACACAAAGCUUUCGGUUCUUUAUUUAAGUACAAUAUAGUUGAAGACACCUAAUGCCAUGUUCACACAGCAGCAGAAUAUGGUUGUCGGUCCUGUAUUUGAGUCAUCAAUAUGGUUGCAUUCAUACACAAUUAAUUUAUUUACAGAAUUGACAACUGCAUUCUGUAACCAAACUCACACCCAUAAAGUUUAAGGACUUACAACCAUAUUUUCGGCAAAGCCCUGCUAUGUGAAGGGAACUGUAUGAACAACUAGUUGUCUGUCGUGUCACACAGCAGCCUCAAAUGUGCCAAGACUUAAAAAGAGGUCCGUUUUGUGUUGACAUUUAAAGCUGCAUGAGAAGUAAUGCUCCUAUAACUAUAUUUUGAAAUAACUGAACAUAACUUGAGUCAUGUUUUUCUGUAUCAAGUCCUAUGCAACCAUUGUAAAAUGAACAACAGUUUCAGUUGUUGGAUUUCUUUAUAAAUUUGGCUUCUUUAUAAAUGUGGCCCCAUGCUCAGUUUCUGUAAACACUGCUACUUUUACAUCUGAAAUAUUAUUGGUUUAUUUUCAAAUAGUUGUGUUAACACUCCUGUUAUUAUUUCAGUCCAGGUUCAGUCACAUUCCCUAACAUGUUGGAACAGAAAACUCAGAAUGAUGGCAGAGACGAAAUCAGGUGUUUCCAGUUUCAACUGACAGCUCAGGGUUCUUAUUGACAGCUUGCUGAGGGGAAUAAUGUCUUACAAUCCCAAAAUCUUAUCUCUGUUAUCAUCUUUAGGUGCAUGUUUCUAGGUCUGGUUUUGCAGUGUAAGUAAUGCAGCCAUCAUAACUACAGAUGCUGUUCAUCAUCAGCUUUUAUAGAAAUUUUCCUGAGUAUCUAUUUACAUUCCUUCCAUCCGUCCUUCCCUCCGUCCCUCCCUCUUUUGCUCAUUCUCACAAGGCUUCAUAUUUAUUUGUUUCUUGCCUUCUCUGUCCUGAUUAUUCAUUUUGUAUUAUGUCUUGAGUUUGGUGCUAGCGUUUGAACACAUGGCAUGUGAUGGCUAUUACACCGUCCUCAUUAUUCCUCUCCAGAACAGCCUCUACAGCCCUGACGCACUGCACUGCUUCCACUGGCUAAAGAGACGUAGAGAUCUGGAAAGACAAAAAGACGUCCUGUGGGCUGGACUGCAGGUUGUGGAACAAACACAGCUGUGGUACCAGAAUCGCCUGAAGCUGAAUUUACAAAGGCAAGUUAGUUUCAGCACAGGAGACUUGGAUGGAGAGGGCAGGUGGUCCUGCGCUAUGCGGUCUUGUAUGCAGCGUGUGAAUGGCAGUCUGGGUAAUCUGAUUAGUGACUCCUGUGUCUGGAACAAUCUGGCCCCAGAGGAGAGUGGAGGAUCGGACUGGGACCUCCGGUGGAGCAAUGCCACAUUGGUCAAGGAAGUGAAUCAGCAGAAUCAACAGAUUUCCAUGUUGGAGCUUGAGAAGGCACAACUUCUUCAGCAGCUGGUGUUUUACAGCACACCUGAUUGAUGACAUCCGCACAUUUUCAACUUUAAUUACAAAAGGGUUUAAUUCAAAUCACACAGUUAACGGUAAAUAGUUAAAAAUGCUUUGAAAAGACUGAAUGUUAAAAUUAAUUUAAGCUCUGGUAUAC
This is a messenger RNA of Sinocyclocheilus anshuiensis, 1685 nucleotides long. RefSeq names its product suppressor APC domain-containing protein 1-like. The record is from RefSeq and is a predicted model, not a curated record. The transcript has 4 exons. NCBI's taxonomy places the organism in Eukaryota, Metazoa, Chordata, Actinopteri, Cypriniformes, Cyprinidae. The coding region runs from base 1076 to 1561 and encodes 161 amino acids.